AUGGCUGCCGUUCCUGCUCAGCUCCCUGAUGAGUUUGGUCCUGAGCCCACUGACGAUUCAGUGUUAAGGUUUAUAAAAACACAUCGAGCGUGCGCUGUUUGGGAAGGCAAGGAUCCAGGGCCACUGAAAUGCCGCGGUCGUAAUGACGAGUUCCGAAAACGACGCCGGAUAGUGGUGGAUGAUCGUAUCGUCGACAUUGUGAAGAGAGUUGGAUUAGAGGGGCUGUAUAGGACCCCAGGUAGAGAGAUUGAUCAUAACCUGAUCACGGCCUUCGUUGAGCGAUGGCGGCCUGAAACCCACACCUUCCACCUGCCACAUGGUGAGACAACGAUCACAUUACAAGAUGUGGAGGUUCUUUUUGGGAUUCCAAUCGAUGGUGAGGCAAUUGUUGGAACAACUGACUUGACAUGGAAAGAUGAAUGUCAGAGUCUGCUUGGAAUUGCUACUAAUGACACCACGCUUAAAGGACAAAGGAUCCAAAUAAAGAAGCUACUAGAAAAAAUUGACGAAGGGUUGCCCGAUGAUGCAACAGAGGUGGUUGUGCAUCAAUAUGCACGGUGUUAUAUCCUAGCACUCCUGGCAGACACAAUUUUCGCCGACAAGUCUGGUGAUAGGGUGCAUACGAUGUGGUUGCAGAUGCUGAGGAACCUUCGGAAUCCACCUCAGUACAGUUGGGGGAGCGCUUGCCUUGCAUGGCUGUACAGAGAGUUAUGCAAGGCAACCGACAGAGGUGCUAGUCAGAUUGGUGGGGCCUUGUUGCUAGUUCAGUAUUGGGCAUGGGUCAGAUUCCCUUUUUUGUGCCCAAGGAUGGACCUCCCACCAGAUGGUGCAUAUGGCCCACCAUUUGCACCUUCUCCAUUGUCUAUUAAGACUGUGUGGGUUGUGAACACCUUGAAUAGCCCCGCCGAAAUCUGUCUGGUCCGGUACCGUCAGCUUUUAGAUUGUAUGCAUCCAAAGCAGGUGGUGUGGCAACCAUAUGAAGCUGAAUUAGCCCACCUGCCUGCGUUUUGUGUCGCCGGAAGGGAUGUAUGGACGGCAAGGGUACCGCUUGUAUGUUUCUGGCUAGUAGAGAAACAUACACCGGACCGUGUUGUUCGUCAGUUCGGGAUGGUACAAGAACCCCCCCCAUAUGUUGAUACUGACGAAGCCCUUCAUGCCAUAGACCUGAGGGGGAAGGUGGAGGUGAAUUGGAGGGACAGACAUGAUGGCCAUAUCCGAGUAUGGAAUACUCGAGCACGAUCUCUAUGUCUUGGAGCACGACUAGAGGGUGAUAUGUCGCCUGUUGCCAGUCACAAGAAGUUGUUGAGACUUUAUACAGUAGGCAGUCUUGAGUACAAGCAUAUUUCAGCUGUACUUAAGACAGUGGAACGCCUUCACCGUAUAACUGCUCGACUUCCGUUGGAAGAUAUCGAUGGGGCAAAUCCAGAAGUGCCAGAAGAUACUGGACGACCAAGCACGAGCUCAACUCGUGCCAGCCAUAGCCAUGGUCAGCGUGCUGCAUCCCAUCAGGUUGUCAGUAGGGCAGAUCUCCCUCCACCCCCACGUGCAUCUCCUGCCCCAGAGUUCCCUCCACCUCCACAUGCAUCUCCUUCCCUAGAGAUCCCUCCACAUACUGCUCAUGCAGUUUCUGACCUAGAUAUCUCUCUACCCACUACUCCUGCAUCUUUUCACCCCGAGAUCCCUUCACACACCUCACAUACAUUUUUUGAUCCUGCUCAUCUUUCAUUUACUCCACCAUCCUUUGAUCUCGGCCCUGAUUUCAAUCAAACCCCUCCUGUCAUGCACACGCAAUCCCCAUCGUACAACAUUGGUCAUAUAGACCAUGUACCGCCCCAUAGUCACUCCAUGUCAUUCAUGCCCACUCCUAGACUGCAUAUAGAUCCCAUGAGUACGGGCACUCACAUUUCAUUUGCUACACCAUCCUCCCCCGCAGUUGUUGGGAGUCAAGCAAAACAACCAGCUGUGCAUGUUGAGAAUGAGCAGGUUGUUGGGUUACAGUCACCCCCACAAGGUCGACCUAAACGUACAAUGAAAGCACCUCCUUGUGGGACAGGUGGUCACAAAGCAGGACACAACGCUGGCCCCACGCAACGUGAGGAGCCUCACGAAGGAGAUGCAGUACCCCCUCCCCCACAUACCAGACACUAUACGAGACAGCAUAAGCGUAAAAUGCAUUAGGAUUAGCAUCCCAUAGAGAAACAAAGGAGGACACUCGAGAAUUGGAGUUUCUGACCCUAAGUGAUGAUCAGCACUUAGCUUAGAAAACACCUCACUCUUUCUAGGUUGGACCUGAAAAUGCUUCACAGGUUUGUCCAGCCCCGUACUGAAUGAAGGGGAGCUUGAGUCCUUGCUAAAUGAUCCCUCUUUGAAACCUCAAGUUUUGCCAACAUUUUUUGAUAUUCGUAAAGGAGUUGAUGGUUCCUUGGAAAAGACAC
This is a messenger RNA of Quercus robur (English oak), 2435 nucleotides long. Its product is annotated as serine/threonine-protein phosphatase 7 long form homolog. Bases 1 to 2178 code for a protein of 725 amino acids. The transcript is spliced from 8 exons. The record is from RefSeq and is a predicted model, not a curated record. Gene Ontology annotation, biological process: meristem maintenance; meristem development. Lineage: Eukaryota; Viridiplantae; Streptophyta; Magnoliopsida; Fagales; Fagaceae.